AGGCCGCGGGCGGCGCGAUGACCGGCGGGCGUUCCCGACAGGCCCUGCGGUGGUCGCCAACCGCUGGGUUUGAAUCGCAGCUCCACUCGGCGGCGCCAUGGGCGCUGCGUCUUUGCCCUCGGCCUGGCAGCUCUACCUCAAGGACCAUCGUAUCUCUACGUUCAAGAACUGGCCCUUCUUGGAAGGCUGCGCCUGCACUCCGGAGCGGAUGGCCGCGGCCGGCUUCAUCCACUGCCCCACGGAGAACGAGCCCGACUUGGCUCAGUGUUUCUUCUGCUUCAAGGAGCUGGAAGGCUGGGAGCCAGAUGACGACCCCGUAGAGGAACAUAAAAAGCAUUCUUCUGGUUGUGGUUUUCUUUCUGUCAAGAAGCAUUUUGAAGAAUUAACCCUCAGUGAAUUUUUGAAACUGGACAAAGAAAGAGCCAAGAACAAGAUUGCAAUGGAAACCAGCAAUAAGCAGAAAGAAUUUGAAGAAACUGCAAAGAGCGUGCGCUGUGCCAUAGAGCAGCUGGCUGCCCAGGACUGAUGCCCCUGCCCUGGUCACUGCUCCCAAAGUGGGCUUCGUCGCUGCUGAGGCGCGUUCCCCUGCCUUGGCGUUUCUGUGGGGAAACGGCAGCAUUUAGAAAUUAGAAUGUUCAAGUAUACUUUUUUUUCUUCUUUAAAGUGGUGCAGGGCUCCUUGUGUUUGUGCAGCGGGUGCCCCCUUCUCUGGUGGCCUUUGCUGUGUUGGGCCCUGGGCUUCCGAGGGUGAGAAGGCAAAGUCGUUCUGGGGGUAGAGCCUUUCCUGGCAAAAAUGUUUGGGCUUCACGUUGACAGCCGGCUCUCCAGCCCGAGACUUGUUGUGUGAGUGCCAUUAUAGGUCCACUGUGCUUGGACAAAUAGAGAAUUAAGGAUACCAUUUAAAUUUUAUUUGCCUAAUAAUCUAAAUUUAUAGAGUGCAUUUCUUGUGUUUCAGAUACUCUGUUAUUAUCUCGCUCUGACAUUGACAGGUCCUGUGACCCCCCCUUUGAGCCGCCCCACCCCGGCCUGUGGUCCUGCAGCAGCCUCCCGUUACUCCAGAGCAGAGUGUACGAAAUCACAUCCCUGCCAAAGCUCUCAAGUGCCACGUGGGGUAGGGCUUUCCCGCCUGUCCCAUCCCUUGUAACGUGCAGGUUCCCAGAGGGAGAAGCAGCGGCCCUGGGCCCAGGCUUCCUCGGGACCUGAUGUGUGCCAGAGCCCCUGCACAGCAAGCCUGGUGGCUGGGGCGCGGAGCAGGAUGUCUUCAGAGUAAAGCCAGCCUCUUGCCUUGAGGCCAUUUGAAGAUACUUCCUCACCUCCAGUGGGCACAUGGCAAGGUUGCUGCAUUUCCCUAAAACAUGAGGAAAAGGGCUUUAAUGCCAGAUAGGCGGUUUUCAGGGGCCUGCUUCGUCCUCUCUGGGUACAAGAGCGCGCAGCAGCGUGGGUGCCUGCCCGGAGUCCUGCUCUGGACUCGCCGUGCUGUGUGGAUGGGGCUGGUGGGUGCGGGAUGAAAAGCCCGUGGAAGAGCUCCUGGUCGUAGUAUUCCCGGAACUCUGCAAACAGCCAUUUCCCAUUAAUGAUGCGGAUUAGGGGGCUGAUAAUUCACCGUCUUUCUAAUGUGAAUCUUCCUCAAGGAGGGCAAUGGAAUAAAUCAGUUAAUUGAAAAAGUGUAUUGGAAAACCUCUUUUGGAAAAACUUUUAUAAAUAGAUGACUUGCUUAUAUUGUUUGCAAUAUUUUAAGGUCAUAAAUUCAGUGAUACUUGGGUUUCAACCCCAGUAUGGACUAAGUAGAGUUUGAGCUACAGUAGUUAAAAACAAGGUGGUCUGCGACCCCUACUCCAGGCCCUGAUUCUGGUGCCCCCAGCAGGAUUCUUGCCGUGAGGGCUCAGCCCUGUGUUUGCUGAGUCCGAGCUGUGGUUUUCUCAUCUGUAACACGGGGUCAUAUACCUCGCACUGUUUUGGCUGGCUUAUUGUAGAACAUGAGUUUUGUGUGAGGAGGGGAAUUGAGACAAAGCCCUCAGCCGCUCUUAAGGUUCUGCAAUGUUGCUUUUUUUGUUACAAUUAUUAUGUCACAGAACAGCACAAACUUUUACAAUUUGUAUUGUACAAAUACAAUUUGAUAAAAUGAUUUACAAUUAAAA
Manis javanica (Malayan pangolin) is the source of this 2137-nucleotide messenger RNA. RefSeq names its product baculoviral IAP repeat containing 5 (gene BIRC5). Lineage: Eukaryota; Metazoa; Chordata; Mammalia; Pholidota; Manidae. The record is from RefSeq and is a predicted model, not a curated record.